Molecule: messenger RNA, 1257 nt
Organism: Ilyonectria robusta
Lineage: Eukaryota; Fungi; Ascomycota; Sordariomycetes; Hypocreales; Nectriaceae
Product: 4-hydroxyphenylpyruvate dioxygenase
Exons: 1
Coding region: 1-1257 (418 amino acids)
Biological process (GO): L-tyrosine catabolic process
Molecular function (GO): 4-hydroxyphenylpyruvate dioxygenase activity
Source: RefSeq, a predicted model, not a curated record
AUGACCCCUUCUGCCAUCACCGACUCUCCUCCCCAGCGGGCAGCCCUUCCGGCAACGACAGACACGCAGCAGACCAAUCUCGCCGUCCAACCCCAAGGAAACUUCUCUGGCUAUGACCAUGUGACGUGGUGGGUUGGCAACGCAAAGCAGGCCGCGUCCUACUACACGACCCUCUUCGGCUUCAAGACGAUUGCCUAUAGGGGGCUCGAGACCGGCAGCCGCUACUUUUCCUCAUAUGUCGUGACCAACAACGAUGUCCGCUUCGUCUUCACCUCCCCCCUGCGCUCCGAGGCGUACUUCCCCGACGAUGAACCCAUCUCGUUCUCGGACCGGAAACUCCUGAAGGAGAUCCAUGCCCACCUCGAGCGACACGGCGACGCCGUCAAAGACGUGGCCUUUGAGGUCGACAACGUCGAGGGCGUCUACAACAAGGCUGUUGAGCAGGGUGCCGUGGCCGUCCAGGGCCCCACGGCCUCCAAGGAUGCCGCGCAUGGCUCCGUCACCACGGCCGUCAUCUGCACCUAUGGAGAUACUACCCAUACUCUCAUCUCCCGCCAGAACUAUACUGGCCCCUUCCUCCCGGGCUUCCGCGCCUGGACCAAGGAAAUUGGGUCGUCCAGUCUCCCGGAGGUGCCCCUGGCUCGCAUCGACCACUGCGUCGGAAACCAGGGGUGGAAUGAGAUGGUAUCGGCCUGCGCCUUCUACGAGCAGUGCCUCUCCUUCCACCGCUUCUGGUCUGUUGACGACUCGGAGAUCUGUACCGAAUUUUCGGCCCUGAGCUCCAUCGUCAUGGCCUCGCCCAACAACAUCGUCAAGAUGCCCAUCAACGAGCCGGCCCCAGGCAAGAAGAAGUCGCAGAUCGAGGAGUACGUCAUCUUCAACUCGGGGGCUGGCGUCCAGCACAUUGCCCUCCUGACGCCGGACAUCAUCACCUCGGUGACAGCCCUGCGCGCCCGCGGCGUCGAGUUCAUCAACGUCCCCACGACCUACUACGACACCAUGCGCAAGUGCCUCAAGUCGGAGCGCCGCAACUGGGAGCUCAAGGAGGAGUUCGCCACUCUCGAGCGCCUCAACAUACUCAUCGAUUACGACGAGGGCGGCUACCUCCUGCAGCUCUUCACGAAGCCGCUCAUGGACCGCCCCACCGUCUUCAUUGAGAUUAUCCAGCGCAACGACUUUGACGGCUUCGGCGCCGGCAAUUUCAAGAGUUUGUUUGAGGCGAUUGAGAGAGAACAGGCCGAGAGGGGCAACUUAUAA